AACGGGCAAAUAUGGGAAGCCGCAGACCGGAAGAGACCAUAAAAGGACCGGAGGCGGCAUGAGCGCUCACCUGAGGCGCCCCUCCGCGCGGCAAAGCUUCGGAGCCUCUCGUGACAAGAGACCGAACGGUUAGUCUCGAGAGAGCGGAGGUCGCGAGGAGGGUAACUUACAUUUAUCUGUUGAUUUAUUGUUUAUGUGCUAAAUCUAUAUUACAAACGCGUUUAGUGAAGAACACGUAAAAACUCCCGCUAGACAAGACCAGCAAUGGGGCUGUACCUGAAAAUGUAUGUGAUACUUUUGGCGGCCGCAGUCAUGGUGACUGUGAUGAUGAAGAGUAACAUCACCAUAGAUCAACUUUGGGUGAAGACUGUGGACUUGCAGAAACUCAUUCCUCAUGAAUUUACCUCACAGCAUGAUCUGUUCUUGAGAGAGGACUUGGAGACUACUCCCGAGGCUCCAUACAUGACACAAAUGGUAGUGGAGUGGGAUGUCACCACCAGUGACUGCAUGGCAAACUACAGUGUCGCCCAGACAAUGUGGUUCAAUUCCUUGGAGCCAAAGUUCCAGAACUAUGUGCUUUACAGACAUUGCAGAUACUUCCCUAUAGUCAUGAACCAUCCAGAGAAGUGCAGUGAGGACACCUACCUGCUGGUCGUCAUCAAGUCUGUCGUCACACACCACGAUCGCAGGGAGCUGAUCCGUAAGACAUGGGGGAAGAAGCAGGAAAUUGACGGCAAGAAGAUCAGGACACUGUUUCUCCUCGGUGAAGCUCUCGAUGAUGGGGAGUCGGCCCACCACCAAAAGUUACUGGAGUACGAGAAUGAAAUUUUUGGCGACAUCUUGCAGUGGAACUUCUUAGACAGCUUCUAUAAUCUCACCUUGAAAGAGACACACUUUCUGAAGUGGUUCUCCAUAUACUGCCAUAAAGUACGGUACAUAUUCAAGGGGGAUGAUGACAUAUUUGUCAACAUCCCCAAUAUCAUUGAGUACCUUAAAGAGACUCAAGUCAAAAACCUCUUUGUUGGAGACGUGAUUUUUUCAGCAAAGCCCAUUCGAAACCGAGAGAGCAAGUACUACAUCCCCAAGGAACUGUACAGCAAGCCAAGAUAUCCACCAUAUGCAGGUGGCGGAGGCUUUGUAAUGGAUGGGGUGCUAGCCAGAAAGCUCUACAUGGCCUCACAAAGCAUAGAGCUGUAUCCUAUUGAUGAUGUUUUCCUGGGCAUGUGUCUCAGAUCGCUCCAAGUGAAACCCAUCAAGCACAAUGCCUUCAAAACCUUCGGUCUGGUGAAGGAUAAGUCCAGCAUUUUGAACAAAGAGCCGUGCUUCUUCAAGAGCCUGAUUGUAGUGCACAAGCUUCUGCCCCCAGAGUUGAUCAAAAUGUGGGAACUUGUCAACAGAGAUCUCAUCUGCACUCAUAAAUAUGACUAUGUGCACCUGUAGACAACAGAGAACUGACUGGAAGAGUGCUGCUUUGCAUUCAAAAGCUGAGUUCUGAUCAAGUGCAAAGAGCAUUAAUACACAAUUUAAAAUAGUUUUCAACAAUUAUAAAACAAGGUAGGAGUGGGGGGCUUGUAACAAUUUUUUUAUCAAAACUUAAAUUAGGACUGUAUUUAAUAUACAAUAAUGUAAUCAGAAAUAUAUUUCCCUUGCAAUAAGCCACAUUGGAUAAACUGUCACUCCCCAAUUCUCUACUGCCAAAGGCUGUAUGUUUGAGUGCCUUUAUCUGUGUGUAAAAUUAAUUUUAGAUGAGCUUUUCAUCUCUGUAUGUCAGUAUUGGGAACAUUAUUUCUUAAGAAUGUAUAUCCGAGUAUUUGGUGCAGACGCUCUGUACACAAGUCCUUUUACUCCAGUAGUGGUGAUCAAAAGUUAUGAAUACAGGAAUGCAUUUAAGGAAAGUUCAGCAGGGAUGUUUCAGGUUACAUGUGGCAUCAUGCUUAAGCAAGCAGAACAAGUUUUCCAGCAAAAACAAUGCUGUUCAGCAUCAUUGCUUCGUAUCAGUUCUGCAUUUAUUUAUUUUUUUUAUUGUUCACAUGGAUUUGUCCACAGAUGGAAUAUGACUAAAGGAUUACAGUAAAUUUCCUAUGAACCCUUUCAA
Messenger RNA from Scleropages formosus (Asian bonytongue), 2095 nucleotides. RefSeq names its product UDP-GlcNAc:betaGal beta-1,3-N-acetylglucosaminyltransferase 7-like. Gene Ontology annotation, cellular component: Golgi membrane. Gene Ontology annotation, molecular function: UDP-glycosyltransferase activity; hexosyltransferase activity. The coding region runs from base 265 to 1440 and encodes 391 amino acids. Lineage: Eukaryota; Metazoa; Chordata; Actinopteri; Osteoglossiformes; Osteoglossidae. The record is from RefSeq and is a predicted model, not a curated record. The transcript is spliced from 2 exons. Gene Ontology annotation, biological process: poly-N-acetyllactosamine biosynthetic process; protein O-linked glycosylation.